GGCGCUGCCGACACGCCGCGCUGGCGCCGGGCCCGCACGGAGGGGUGCCGGGGAGGGCGGUGCUGUCCCACGGCCGAUCGGGCGCUGAGAUGGCGGCGGUGCUGUGGCGCGGAGCGGCCGGGCUUCUUUGCAGAUUGCAGACUUCUGCUCCCACAGUACGAGCUCUAUCAUCGUCAAAGUCCUUUUCACAAAACAUUCCAAGCUGUUUGUGGAAACUGGGCCGACUUAAUCACGUGGCCAUUGCAGUGCCCGAUUUGGAGAAAGCUCAGUCCUUGUAUAAGGAUGUGUUAGGAGCCCAGGUGAGUGAGACUGUUGCUCUUCCUGAACAUGGUGUCUACACUGUUUUUGUGGAGCUGGGAAAUACCAAGCUGGAACUUCUACAUCCUUUAGGAGAGAAAAGUCCCAUUGCAAGCUUCCUGCAAAAAAACAAGACUGGAGGAAUGCAUCAUAUCUGCAUUGAGGUUGAUGACAUAAAAGCGGCUAUGACAGAGCUGAAGAAAAAAAAGAUACGAAUACUGAGUGAAGAACCAAAAAUAGGUGCACAUGGCAAACCUGUGAUUUUUCUUCACCCUAAAGAUUGCCAUGGAGUCCUUGUGGAACUUGAGCAAGCUUGAGCUGCAAUAUUCAUAAAUAAAACAAUAGAAGAGUUGUGAAGUUCCUGGACUGGUGCUGGGAAUACUGAUGUGGUAUUCAGUCUUCACAAGUUCAUUCUAGUUCCCAUGGAUGAAGUACAGCUUUUGAGUACUGAAAUAGUGCUACAGAUUUAGGGUCUUUCUUUGUUGUUGUUGCUGGUUUGAUUUUCAGAAUUAACAUGUUGGCAUUUCUUGAUUUCUCUGUGAUUCUAAACACAAAUGCAUGAGCUAAGUUCCAUAGGUACCAUAGUAAUUUAUCUUUUGUUGCCUGUUUGCGGCAUGAUUUUACCUCUGUAGCCACAGAAACUGUACAGUUUCUAGGUCAAGCUGCAUUAUUUUGCUCUACAUUUCAAAGCAGAGACCCACUUCUCAGUGACAACAAUAUAGCUUAGACAUUUUCUUUAGAAAGAAAGGAAAAUGAAUCAUGUUCUCUUUUCACCAUUCACCAUCUGUGUUUCACACUGAUUGAUUUGUUCAUGCAAUAAAAAAUCCAUAUAUUAUUGUA
This is a messenger RNA of Hirundo rustica (Barn swallow), 1137 nucleotides long. RefSeq names its product methylmalonyl-CoA epimerase (gene MCEE). The record is from RefSeq and is a predicted model, not a curated record. The transcript has 3 exons. Gene Ontology annotation, cellular component: mitochondrion. Lineage: Eukaryota; Metazoa; Chordata; Aves; Passeriformes; Hirundinidae. The coding region runs from base 90 to 614 and encodes 174 amino acids. Gene Ontology annotation, molecular function: methylmalonyl-CoA epimerase activity. Gene Ontology annotation, biological process: L-methylmalonyl-CoA metabolic process.